UCAAGAGGUCUCUCUCUAUAUAUAUAUAUGCCAUGUGUGUGUCCUUGAUCAUAAGGGUCGUCGACUUUGCUGCAGAAAUGGGAGCCAACGAGGUAUUGAAAAUAGUGUUAAAAGUGGAGUUAUAUUGCCUCAAAUGCAAGGUCCUGGUGAUGAGAGCAAUAACCAAACUGAUGGGGAUUGACAAGAUAGAGAUCGAUGCCGAGAAAAGCACGGUGACGGUGAUCGGCAACGUUGACCCAGUGGCCGUAGUCACCCGAUUGAAGAAGGCAGGGAAGAUGGUUCAGAUUGUGACGGUGGGGCCACCGCCAAAGGUGGAGGAGAAAAAGAAGGAGGAACCCUGCAGGCUCCCGGUCUGCUGUAAAACGUGCGAACGCAUCUCUAUUAGAGUUAAAGAUGACCGAGGAUGCGUCAUCAUGUGAUGAUAUUGGACAUUGACUGCUAUAUACAUGAAAGCCUGUAAUAUUGAUCGUUACUAUUUUCAAAACAUUAACAAUCAAUGCUGUUAAAUUCCUUCA
This is a messenger RNA of Nymphaea colorata (pocket water lily), 515 nucleotides long. RefSeq names its product heavy metal-associated isoprenylated plant protein 2-like. The coding region runs from base 33 to 419 and encodes 128 amino acids. Gene Ontology annotation, molecular function: metal ion binding. The record is from RefSeq and is a predicted model, not a curated record. NCBI's taxonomy places the organism in Eukaryota, Viridiplantae, Streptophyta, Magnoliopsida, Nymphaeales, Nymphaeaceae. The transcript has 3 exons.